GGUGUGGCUGGAGGUCGCUGUGGGGAGGCGGGCGCGGGGCCGGAGCUGCUCUGGGACCCUCCGGGAUUCCCCGGGAUCCUCUGGGAUCCUCCAGCCCUGGGCCCUCCCGCCCUGAACCGCGUUAAACCUCCGCGGACAGCGGGCAGGGCCCCGCUGGGAGCGGUCCUUGCGUAACCCACCCGUCCUGGCCGGCGUUAUGUAAGCAGCCCCGUGGGGCGAGGAACCGGCGCCGCGCCCGCCGCCACCGCAGCCCGUGGGGAAGGAGCACAUUCCUGCCUGUGGAGACAAAUGCUCAGCAGUGGGAGAGCUGGGAUCAGUGACUGUGUGACCUCCUCCUUUUGGGGUGAUGGGUUGUAAAGACCCUGGACAGCAUCAGCUGUGCAGCCCUCAAAGGGUUUGUUAUCCUGGAGCCCAAGGGUUCCCUUCCUCCUGUAGGCAGCAUGCUGCAUCGCACCAUUCACCUUUUCCGGAAGGAGCUGCGGCUCCACGACAACCCAGUGCUGCUGGCUGCCCUGGAGUCCUCAGAGGCCCUGUACCCCGUGUUCAUCCUGGACAGAGCAUUCCUGACCUCCUCCAUGCACAUUGGGGCCCUGCGCUGGCACUUCCUGCUCCAGUCCCUCGAGGAUCUCCACAAAAGCUUGGGCCAGCUGGGCUCCUGCUUGCUGGUUAUCCAAGGGGAGUAUGAGGCUGUUCUUAGGGAUCACAUCCAGAAGUGGAACAUCACGCAGGUGACGCUGGAUGCAGCGAUGGAGCCGUUUUACAAGGAGAUGGAGGCCAACAUCCGGCGCCUGGGGGCAGAGUUGGGCUUCGAGGUGCUUUCCCUGGUGGGCCACAGCCUGUACAAUACCCAGCGGAUUUUGGACAUAAAUGGUGGGAGUCCCCCAUUAACUUACAAGAGGUUCCUUCACAUUCUGUCUCUGCUUGGUGACCCUGAGGUGCCUGUCCGAAACCUCACAGCUGAAGACUUCCAGAGAUGUAGGGCCCCUGACCCAAGCCUGGCUGAGUGUUACAGAGUGCCUCUCCCUGUGGAUUUGAAGAUUUCCCCAGAGAGCCUUUCCCCUUGGAGAGGAGGGGAGACUGAGGGGCUGCAGCGCCUGGAGCAACACUUGAGUGACCAGGGCUGGGUGACAAGUUUUGCUAAACCAAGGACAAUCCCAAACUCGCUGCUUCCAAGCACCACAGGCCUGAGCCCAUAUUUCAGUACAGGCUGUCUGUCAGUUCGGAUGUUUUUUUAUCGGUUGUCAAACAUUUAUGCUCAGGCAAAGCACCACUCUCUGCCCCCAGUGUCACUCCAAGGGCAGCUGUUGUGGAGGGAAUUUUUCUAUACAGUAGCAUCAGCAACCCCCAACUUCACCCAGAUGUCUGGAAACCCCAUCUGCCUCCAGAUCUGCUGGUACAAGGACGCAGAGAGGCUCGACAAAUGGAAAACGGCACAGACAGGAUUCCCAUGGAUCGAUGCCAUCAUGACCCAGCUGCGCCAGGAGGGCUGGAUCCAUCACCUGGCUCGGCACGCUGUCGCCUGCUUCCUGACACGGGGGGACCUCUGGAUCAGCUGGGAAGAGGGAAUGAAGGUGUUUGAAGAGCUGCUUUUAGAUGCUGACUACAGCAUCAAUGCUGGGAACUGGAUGUGGCUGUCAGCCAGCGCCUUCUUCCACCAGUACACACGGAUCUUCUGCCCUGUCCGCUUUGGGAAGCGCACAGACCCCCAGGGUGACUACAUCAGGAAAUACUUGCCUAUACUAAAGAACUUUCCCUCCAAGUACAUCUACGAGCCCUGGACUGCAUCUGAAGAAGAGCAGAAGCAAGCAGGAUGUAUCAUAGGUCAGGACUACCCCUUCCCCAUGGUGAACCACAAGGAAGCCAGUGAGCACAACCUGCAGCUGAUGAAACAGGUCAGAGAGGAGCAGCACAGAACAGCCCAGCUCACGAGAGAUGAUGCAGAUGACCCCAUGGAAAUAAAGGUAAAACGUGACCGUUCUGAAGAAAACAUUUCAAAAGGAAAAGUGGCCAGAAUGACAGAAUAAACCAAAAUUCCCUCAAGGGUCACCUGCUGGGUACCAAGAAAAGUCAAGAGGGGAGAGCCAGGGGUCAGCUGAGCUGGCCAAAGCACUGUCCUCCACACUUGGCCCUGCUAAUGGUGCCUCUUGUUUGUUACCUGACCUUAGGAGACCUGUUGGAUCUUGAGUGGUUUUACUGCAGUUUUGGAUGGAAUUGUUUAUUUCUGGAAUUGUUGAAGCUGUUGGCUGAAUGCAAGAUGUGUUUCAUGCACCUGUAUAAAUAGAUUUUGUGUCUCAAUGUCAUAAGACUGUGUGUACAUUAAUGUGGUUGCACAUUAAUGUUAGGAGCCUUGAUUUGCUUGCCUUAUAGAGAUGGACACUUAGGGAUGUUCAGAUUAUUUCAGUUCCCAGUUUGGGGAGGCAGAGCAGAGUGCAGCCCCUUGUACCUUGUGUAGUUUUAAAGUCAUAAGUAGGAAUUAUUAUGCAUUUUAAGGACAACAUUGAAAAUAUCUCACCAAAUUAGGCCUAAUACACAACUUUAUCACCAUAAUUGUCUUCCUUGGCUGACUAGAACUGCAGGGUAGAGAUCAAUUCUAUCAUGUACCACGUGGAAAAAAUUUCCCCUCCCAUGGAAAUGUAUUGUUGUGAGGUUUGACAAGGCUGGAUUAGUCAAUUGUGGUUGUUGGUGGGGAGUGCAGUGGGGUUUUCAUGGCUGCAGGUAGCAUUUUGGGUUUGGAAAGAGAUAAAGCUUAUUUCUUACAUGAACAAUACAAGGGCUCUGGAUCAAUCUGUUAUCACAAUUGAUAUCCAUCGGUCCUCUCAGGAAACCUGCCUGUCCUCCCACCAACACUGUCCUGUUUGGGAUGGAUGUUUAUGGGAGAAAUAGCUACGUUUUACACUGAUUCAGUUUUCCUGGGUAACCAAACUGUAUUCUCUCAGGCUUCUGCUGAUGGGGGAAGUUCUGAGUAUUAAUCUUUGAUAUAAGUUUAAUAUAGUCUUUUAAUAAAAUGUUCUGAGUUUUUGUAUCUAAAAAAUGUGUCUGAGAUAAAUAGAAAUCCUUUCCCACAUCUAAACUUCAAGACCACAGAAAUCUGUAUCCUAAUGUUUUUCAUUACAUUACAUGGUUAAGUGAGAUACCACUUUAAAAAAUGAGAUUUUGAAUUCCAAGUAAUUUACUCCUUAUUUUAUUUAGUUCAUUAACAGGAACACUAAUUACCCUGCUCUAUGCAGUAAACACUGGUGAGAGGCAGUGGAGCCAAGGCAUGGGACUUUUGUCCACAAUAAAUUUUUUUCAUGGUUCAAA
Parus major (Great Tit) is the source of this 3300-nucleotide messenger RNA. Its product is annotated as cryptochrome-1-like. Gene Ontology annotation, molecular function: DNA binding; FAD binding. The record is from RefSeq and is a predicted model, not a curated record. The coding region runs from base 441 to 2024 and encodes 527 amino acids. Gene Ontology annotation, biological process: entrainment of circadian clock by photoperiod; circadian regulation of gene expression. The transcript has 12 exons. Gene Ontology annotation, cellular component: nucleus; cytoplasm. NCBI's taxonomy places the organism in Eukaryota, Metazoa, Chordata, Aves, Passeriformes, Paridae.